UAUCACUAAUUCAAGACCAUACAUUAUGGUUGUAAGUAAACCGACGCUCAUCUUGUCUUCGUUGGUCCUUAUUUUCCACACACAUAAGAUGCAUCUCUAUCCCCUGUUUCCUCUGUUUUUGUGAGAAAAAAAAAUGGAGUUUGAUCUAAGAAAACUACCAAGAUCAAGAAUGAACUUGUAUGCAAACUACAAGAUUCAAUUAGUGAAAGGGGUAAAACAAGAUUUAGAUCCUCCAAUACUACCAUCUCCACGAGUUCCUGCUAGCCCACACCAAAAUAAUGGAAGCAGAACCAGCUUGAUCAUCAUGGCUUGCGUGUUUGGUGGUGUAGUUCUUUUGGGAAUCCUAUGCCUAGUUUCAAGACUUUGCUACAACAGGCAUCGAAAUUCAAGAAGGUCAAGAAGUCUACCAGUAUUUUUUGGCACCCAAGAGGAUUUUCUUGAUGAAGAUCAAGGAACAGAAAUCAACCACCACAUAUGGUACAUCAACUUCUUAGGUCUCCAACAAUCUGUGAUCGACUCAAUAACAGUCUUCAAGUUUAAGAAAGACGAAGGGCUGAUUGAUGGUACAGAGUGCUCUGUUUGCUUGAGUGAAUUUCAAGAAGAUGAGAGUCUGAGACUUUUACCAAAGUGUAGUCAUGCUUUUCACAUAUCUUGUAUUGAUACAUGGUUAAGAUCACACAAGAAUUGCCCUCUUUGUCGUGCCCCGAUUGUAUCCGACAAUUUUGAUGCUCAAGUUGCUUUAACGGUGCCUACUACAAGUUAUUUGAGUUCGAGGGAAGAACCCCAGAUGGAAAAUUCAGAGAAUAAUACUCCCACCGGACUAAUGAGCAGUAACCAUGCAGGAGAAGAUGGAAGCAGUGAAGUGAGAAAUGGAGAAGAAACCAUCUGUGGAUUGCCAGUUGUAGAUGAAUCAAAUACUGGAAACUCUAGCUUGAAUUCGAACCACUUUAUAUCGAGGAAUCCUCGGAUACGAAGUGAUUUAGUUGACAAAUUGGUGGUGGUAGAAGAAGAAAUGCAACCUGUGAGGAGGUCUGUGUCAUUGGAUUUCUCUACUGCUUCUGCAAUUUAUAGUGUGCUUGCUAAUGUUGCUCCUGGUAAAUGUCAAGCUAACUCGGAUAGUCUAUUAGUGCAACCAAAGCAGCCGAAAUCGAAGAACGCUACGAAGAGGGGAAGUGGUGGCUUUCACAAGCUGAUGAAAAAUUCUUCUAUAAGACGUUCAUUGCAGAAGGGGCCAAUUUCAAUGAAAAGAUCUUUGUCAACUAGUGAGAAAUCCUUGUCAUCAAGAUGUAGCAGAAGCCAGAACACAAUCCACUCUUUCUGAGGAGCAAGUUCUGACUUGCAGUGUUGUCUCACCAUAUCAGAAUAUUUAUCAGAAGCAUGUAUCCAGUAGCUUCACUCUUGGUUGCCGGUGCUGGUGAUUGAAUUUGUAAUUUGGGAGCCAGUAGCAUACAAAAGCUCGUCUUUACCUUCCUCAAAAAGGCUUCGACUGUACUAGUUUUUUACCCGUGGUUGCGCUGCAGAUAUUUUUUAUAACCUUAAAAAAAAUAUCUAAUCAUGCUACCAAGUAAAAAGUUUGAUAUAUAACGAAUGAUGAACUUUUAAAAUAUUUAGAUGAUUAUA
Messenger RNA from Populus nigra (black poplar), 1620 nucleotides. RefSeq names its product E3 ubiquitin-protein ligase RING1-like. Gene Ontology annotation, molecular function: transferase activity. The coding region runs from base 134 to 1321 and encodes 395 amino acids. The record is from RefSeq and is a predicted model, not a curated record. Lineage: Eukaryota; Viridiplantae; Streptophyta; Magnoliopsida; Malpighiales; Salicaceae. The transcript has 2 exons. Gene Ontology annotation, biological process: protein ubiquitination.